Messenger RNA from Mucor velutinosus, 1233 nucleotides. RefSeq lists its product as uncharacterized. The coding region runs from base 1 to 1233 and encodes 410 amino acids. Gene Ontology annotation, molecular function: lipoate synthase activity; 4 iron, 4 sulfur cluster binding. NCBI's taxonomy places the organism in Eukaryota, Fungi, Mucoromycota, Mucoromycetes, Mucorales, Mucoraceae. The record is from RefSeq and is a predicted model, not a curated record. Gene Ontology annotation, biological process: lipoate biosynthetic process. The transcript has 3 exons. Gene Ontology annotation, cellular component: mitochondrion.
AUGUCGCUUUUACGAACCAUUUCAACAAGAACUGCUCGCUCAUACCCUCGUACACUAGCAAUUGCCACUCAACAACAAUUUCGUAAUCAUGCUACCGCAGUACCAGAUGGAAAGAAGACCUCUAGACUUCAAGAACUCAGGAGCAAGCUGAAAUCCGAGGAAGCUGGAAUUGAUGAAUUCGUCAACACUGGUUAUGAAAAGAUGACCCACACCGAAGCAUUGGCGUUGAGAGAAACCGUGGUCGAGGGCAAAAAAGUCAAAACCACAAAAUUGAAGCAACCUCGUUUGCCAGAUUGGUUAAAAACAGAGAUUCCAUCCGGAAAGAAUUUUGGUAAAAUCAAGAGAGAUCUUCGUGGUUUGAAACUUCAUACAGUGUGUGAAGAAGCAAGAUGUCCUAAUAUUGGUGAUUGCUGGGGUGGUGGAGAGCACCAAACUGCUACUGCUACUAUCAUGCUGAUGGGUGAUGAAUGCACUCGUGGUUGCCGUUUCUGCUCGGUCAAGACCAACAGAGCACCCAAGCCCUUGGAUCCUCAUGAACCCGAGCACACUUCCGAGGCUAUCAGUCGCUGGGGAUUGGAUUACGUUGUGUUGACUAGUGUAGAUCGUGAUGAUCUUGCCGAUGGUGGCUCCAAUCAUUUCGCAGAGACUAUCCGUAAGAUUAAACAAAAGGCUCCUCACAUUCUAGUCGAGUGUUUGACUGGUGAUUUUGGUGGAGAUCUCAAGGGUGUCGAGACAGUUGCUCUCUCUGGCUUGGAUGUAUACGCUCAUAAUAUCGAGACAGUGGAGGCUUUGACACCUUUUGUUCGUGAUCGUCGUGCUGGUUUCCGUCAAUCACUUGGUGUGCUUCAACAUGUCAAGAAGGUGAAGCCUGAUAUGAUUACCAAGACAUCCAUCAUGUUGGGUUGUGGUGAGACAGACGAGGAAGUAUUAGAGACUCUGCAAGAGCUUCGAAAGGCAGAUGUGGAUUGCGUGACACUUGGACAGUACAUGAGACCUACAAAGAGACACAUGAAGGUACACGAGUAUGUUACUCCCGAGAAAUUCAAGCAUUGGGAGACCACAGGCAUGGAGAUGGGCUUCAAAUACGUUGCUAGUGGACCAUUAGUUAGAUCAAGUUACAAGGCAGGUGAAUUCUUCAUUGGUAACAUUCUUAAGAAGCGUAAGGGUUUGCCUCUUUCUACUGCUCCCCCUGCCGCUUCCGAUGAAGCAAAGCCUGAAGAAAAGGCCUUUUAA